ACAGAGGAAGAUACAGAGGACAGGGUGAGAUGGAAACGAUUGAUCUGCUGUGGCGGUGCCUAAUUGGAACAGCUGAUAGAAGGAGAAGAAGUGCUCCAUUCCGCAUCACUAUAAAAGUAAAACAGAGAAUACUUCUUGGUAUUUGUUUAAAACUUACCUCUAAAAAUGUCUGGAACACAGUACUUGAAGCUUCUCUAUGCAUUCUGUAACUUGCAACACCCUUUUUGUUACACACACAUGCACAAACUGAAUCGUUCCGGAUUGAGGAUUACCAAUUGUGGCACAGUGAGAAAGGAUAAAGAGCAAAAAUAAAGCUUCUCUCUGAGCAGCCCCUCUGAUAUUAGAGGGUUAGCUGGAGAGGGAAGGAAAAGGAUCAUUGUGAUCUAUCACUUCUGAAAAAGUGGCUGCGGUAAGAUAGCUUUUAUGCAAAUAUACCAAUGAUUGAUGGGAUUAUGGGUUUUUUGUGAAUUUAAGUAAUUUAAUUAAUCACAGCUGACAUUUAACACGCAGGUUCUGUGUUUAAAUUAAUUUAUGAUGGAUGAUUAUGGUGAUAGUUUUAUUCUGCAUCUGCCAAGAAGCAUACUAAUCCAAGCAUUUGGUUUCAUUUGCAUGAAACAAAUGUUAUAGGAAAGAGUAAUGGAAGUUUUACAAGUGUUUUUUCCAAAUUGUUUGAUAUGAAUGCACCUGGAUCUAUGGUAAUUUUACAGUUUAUGUUCAGAAGCAUUAUAAAUGUUUCUUAAUCUGAAUUGUUAUAUGAAGCAUAUGACUCCAGUAUGCAUGUAUAUAGAAAGAAGGAUAUGAUUGUGUGUCAUUUUCAGUUUUAUGAUUUAACUCUCAUACGAUCCUCCUAUUUUAGAGGUGGACCACUUGCUUUCUGGAAUAAUUUUAUAAUAAUAAUAUUUUAGGAUAAUAGAAUACAAUGGGAACAAAUGACCCAAUUAGAAUUUUAUUGAACUACCAACAUCAAAGCACAUAUCUUGCAUGUUUCUUUCUAUGUUACUGGGGAACCUUUAAAAAUAAAACUUGUGCUUUGUCCAAACUGAGUUAUCGGGGAAAGACAGACAAGGCUGUUGUAGUAUUGAGAGGGACUAGGCACUCUUUCUCUCUCUGGGGGUACAACUCAUCUUAUAUAUAUUGGGCAUGUUUGCUGUUUAAAAAAAAAAAAAGUCAAUUUUGGGGAGUUGAUUUUCAGCGUCAGCAAAUCUGAAAAUGGAUAUUAAAAUGAACUCGGAAUAGGGCCACUGCUCCUUUGCAUUGAAAGGAGCUUAGCUGACGUGGUUUACGCAAUCUGGUGAGGACCACAACUAGUUGUCUCAAUAGUGAGGUCUUCCAGGCACGUCUAACUGGGUGAAGGCUCCAAGGAAUGCCAAGGACAUGCUGGUGGUUUUACAUCUCCCAGCUGAUAUGGGAAUGCCUCUAGAUUCCACAGGAGGAGUUGGAGGGCCUGGUGGAGGAUCGUGAAGUGUGGGAUGACUUGCUUGUUCUGCAAAUUAGGUUCUUAUUAAAUCACUAGUGAAAGUAUUUAUUGCAUGUUAAAAUACUGGUCUCUGGUUUGUGAGGAAAAAAAAACCCUUUGAAAACCUUUGAAAUGAGCCAUACUAAUGUAAUCUCUGUAGUUUACGUUAGGUUUGUAGCUGCAGAAACACAAUACACUAGUCAGUGUAGCACCCCCAGAGGUCUGGAGUAAUAACUACACCAGCACACAGUUUUUUUUGCUACAAUGUGAAUCCAGCUUUAGAUUUGUCUUUAUUGUUCACACAUGAAUUUGAUGUGCUUUUUUUUUUUUUUUUUUUUUUUUGUCUGUGCCCUCAAAGAUUGCUCACCCGUGGAGAACAGUGCAGUAUUUCUUUCCCCCAUUGUGGUCACGACUGACAUAACCCAUGGGAUACAAUCCACAAUGCAUCUUUCUUCUGAAAACUUUGAGCACCUUAAGCAGCUUGGUCACAGGAAUUAAAAUGACAUGUCAAAACAAUGCAUUCCACCCUUCUGGCUCUCCUACUUUGCAAAUGCUUUUCAUCUGUAAGAGUAUUACCUAAAGAUUUCUCAUGUGCCCAAAGCAAUUCUGUAUUACAGACUCAUUUUCCAAGAAGGGAUUUGUUUGUUGUAUUCUGACUAUCCCUGAAAAAUUCAAUAAACGCUAAACCCUACUGACAAAGUAAUAAAGCCAAGCUGCGAUGUGGUUAUAGGGGUUGUCUUUUGGAGUUUGCACUGUGCUGACUGCUCAAGGUGUUUUUUUUAACAGCAAGUAACCAGAGCUUCAACCCUUGGCCUGAAAGCAGUAUGGACAAGCAGUUUGUCUAUGACCUUUUAGGGGAAAACUCCUGGUCAUACAUCACUGCUACCUUUGUGGUGUUGUGGGUUGUGGUGUGGCUGUACCGAGACAGCUUGAAAAUUGAUCAUGUUGCAGAUAAGUAUGUUUUUGUAACUGGUUGUGACACAGGGUUUGGAAACCUGCUUUGUAAGAAACUUGACCAUAAAGGUUUCCGAGUGCUGGCUGGUUGUCUUACGGAAAAGGGAGCCGAUGGCCUGAAGCGGGUGGCCGGGCCUCAUUUGGAGACAGUUCUAUUAGAUGUGACCAAUCAGGAGAGCAUUCAAAAAGCCUUGGAGUGGACCAAGAAGGAGGUUGGAGACAAGGGACUUUGGGCUAUUGUGAACAAUGCUGGAUGCUCAUUGCCCAUGGGCCCCUCAGAGUGGAUGAAAGUGGAAGAUUUUUAUGGUGUACUGAAUGUCAACAUGAACGGAGUGAUUGCCAUGACAAUGACAUUCCUGCCACUCAUCAAAAAGGCUCGCGGACGUGUCGUAAAUGUGGCAUCUGUGCUGGGACGGGUCGCUGCAAAUGGUGGUGGAUAUUGUAUCUCCAAGUUUGCAGUUGAGGCUUUCUCUGACUGCCUCAGGAGGGAUAUACACCACUUUGGAAUCAAAGUGUGCAUUAUUGAGCCAGGCUUUUUCAAGACAGCAGUGACUAGCCUCGAACCUCUUGAGAGGGAGCUGCAUCGCCUGUGGAACCAGCUCAACCCUGAAGUACAAGCCAGUUAUGGAGACAAGUAUCUUGAUCAGUACAUCAAAGUGCAGCGUUUGAUCAUGAAUGCCAUCUGCGACUCUGACCUAACAAAGGUGACGAGCUGCAUGGAGCAUGCUCUAAUGGCUGCCUACCCUCGUACCCGGUACAGUGCCGGGUGGGACGCCAAGCUCCUCUGGAUCCCGCUGUCUUACAUGCCUUCCUGUGUUGUCGACAUAGGACUGAAGCUAGUGCUGCCACGUCCAUCAAAGAGUGUGUAACCUUUGAUGAUUUUGAGGGCUUUUUUUCAUAUUCAUCAACCUUUUGGUGUGUGUGUGUGUGUGUGUGUGUGUGUGUGUGUGUGUGUGUGUGU
This is a messenger RNA of Thalassophryne amazonica, 3371 nucleotides long. It is a transcript of the gene rdh5, whose product is annotated as retinol dehydrogenase 5 (11-cis/9-cis). The transcript is spliced from 5 exons. Gene Ontology annotation, molecular function: oxidoreductase activity. Bases 2281 to 3279 code for a protein of 332 amino acids. NCBI's taxonomy places the organism in Eukaryota, Metazoa, Chordata, Actinopteri, Batrachoidiformes, Batrachoididae. The record is from RefSeq and is a predicted model, not a curated record.